CCCAUUGGAAAAAUGGCCCCUGGUUUUUCAUUUUUCCCACUCCUUUUCAUUUUCUAUAAUAUAUACUUAUGCAGCUCUCUCACCCAUCGCUAUCCAUUAUUCUCCAUUUAUAUACAUCUCAACUUUCUACUCUUUUUUUCAUUGAAAUAAUUCGUCAGGCACAACACAGCAGCAGCAGCAGAGAUUUGUAAAUUUUCAUAAUUUGUAAGCAACUCAUACAUGUACAAUACUGUUCAUAGAACAGUACAGUAAAAUUGUGCUGCUCUUUUUCUGGAUUUUCUCGAAUUACUCAAUAUUUGGAUUAUGAUGACGGAGAAAAUCGAUCGAAAGGGUGACGAGAACGGAGAGUUGAAGAAGAAGCGGAAGCGGAGGAAAAUAGGAAUUACAAGGGUUCAGAAACUCUAUGGAACUUGCAAACAGGUUUUCGCUAAUUGCAAACCUGGCGUUGUGCCGUCACCGGAAAAUGUUGAACUUGUCAAGGCAGUUUUGGAUAAGAUGACUGAAGCAGAUGUUGGCCUAAGACCAAAUAUGCCAUAUUUCAAAUCAAAAGUAUCAGAUAGACCUCCUAAAAUAACAUACUUGCAUCUCCAUGAAUGUGACAAAUUCUCGAUUGGUAUCUUUUGCUUACCACCAAAAGCAGUCAUUCCUCUUCAUAACCAUCCUGGAAUGACAGUUUUCAGCAAGCUUCUCUUUGGGAAAAUGCACAUAAAGUCUUAUGAUUGGGCGGACAAUCUCCUUCCUGAAUCAACUACCCCAAAUGCCAAUAUUUCUGACAGGGAUUGUACAGGACUGCGUCUUGCAAAAUUGAAGGUGAAUUCCAAGUUUAAAGCUCCUUGCAAAACUUCAAUCCUCUAUCCAGCUGACGGAGGUAAUAUGCACUGCUUCACAGCAAAGACAGCCUGCGCCGUACUAGAUGUUCUUGGCCCACCUUAUUGUGAUCCUGAAGGUCGCCACUGCCAAUACUACUAUGACUUCCCCUUUGCCAACAUCUCAGUGAAUGGCUUGUCAGUACCAGAGGAACAGCAAAGUGAGUAUGCAUGGCUCAAAGAGAGAGAGAAACCUGAGGACUUAACUGUAGUUGGAGCACUGUAUAGUGGACCAAAUUUAGUGUAGUAAACUGAUGGAUCAAUUGCUUGUGUUGAAGAAGAAGAGGGUCUUCUUUUUUUUCUCCACUUUUUACUCUUUCCAGUGAUGAAUGAAUAGUCAAAAGGGAUAAAAGUUAGGAGGAAGAGUUUUUUUUUGUUUUUUUGUCGCGAAGAGCUCAUGUACAUGUACAUAUUCAGACAGAGGUAAGGAAGAAGGAACUGAGAAUGUAUGUAUUCUCAAAAUUGUAUGUAUAAACUAAUGUUUU
Messenger RNA from Solanum verrucosum, 1351 nucleotides. RefSeq names its product plant cysteine oxidase 2. The coding region runs from base 304 to 1113 and encodes 269 amino acids. Gene Ontology annotation, molecular function: oxidoreductase activity, acting on single donors with incorporation of molecular oxygen, incorporation of two atoms of oxygen. The transcript has 5 exons. The record is from RefSeq and is a predicted model, not a curated record. NCBI's taxonomy places the organism in Eukaryota, Viridiplantae, Streptophyta, Magnoliopsida, Solanales, Solanaceae.